Aspergillus chevalieri is the source of this 2193-nucleotide messenger RNA. Its product is annotated as VPS9 domain-containing protein. The coding region runs from base 1 to 2193 and encodes 730 amino acids. NCBI's taxonomy places the organism in Eukaryota, Fungi, Ascomycota, Eurotiomycetes, Eurotiales, Aspergillaceae. Gene Ontology annotation, cellular component: cytosol; endocytic vesicle. The record is from RefSeq and is a predicted model, not a curated record. The transcript has 2 exons. Gene Ontology annotation, molecular function: small GTPase binding; guanyl-nucleotide exchange factor activity. Gene Ontology annotation, biological process: vesicle-mediated transport.
AUGUCCUCUAGUCCUUCCCAACAGGAGCGCGAGAAGCCGCAUCUACACACAGCUGUAUCGUUCCCCAGGAUGGAUAGCUCGAACGCGAGCCCUUUCUCCCGCACGAGAGCCCGGACGAUGCAGUCGGUGGUCAUCUCGGAAACCGUGAACCCUGGAUCGCUUCCAUUGUCGCUGACCGGAGAUAACGAGGACCAAGAUGCUGGUCCUGAUAUAUUUGAAAGGGGAAACUCUUCAGACUCAGGCGCCGGAGACGACGGGCAGCAGGGUGAUGAGGAGUCUGUGCUCUCGCGGAAUAUACAGGAUCAGGCAGAGGAACUUCCAAUUGAACUGGCUAGCUUAACUGAUCGAUUCGUUGAGUCCCUCUCGGCCAAGGUUCACUCGUCUCCUCCCACAAUUGAGAAAGUAGCGGACUUGUUCCAGGAGUUUUAUUACCGUGCGGAAUCGCAUAUAGCCACUCACAUCUCGGCCCUAGCAUCACGUAUCAAUCGCGAACCCUCACCUCUCCCUCAAAGCCCCCGUGGGAACGCCCAGCACAAAUCGAAAGAUGCAGAUAUUACCUCUAGUCGUCAGAUGCUAACGGCAUCAGAGGUUGCGGAAAAAAGGAAAGCCCGGAAGUUCCUUUCUUACAAGCGUGUUGCUUUGGAAGAGGCAGUAGAGCGGAAAGCGUGUGAGGCUGUUUAUGACAAGAUAUGGAGGCAUAGAACUACUUUGGAUGAAGUUCGAGAUGAAAAACUGCGUUCCAAGACCGCAGCUCUGCUUUUGGUUGGGAUCAAUCUGAAGGACCUUGGAAUUGACAUUGACAUUAGCGCCAUUGACGAAGAUAAGCAAAAAGAAGCCAAUGACUAUAUAUCUGUGGCUCGCGAAAGUCUGGCAAAGAUGAAUGAAGAGAAGUAUCCUCUUGGGAAGCUUCAACAUCUAUCAUAUGCACAUAAGGCGAUUGUGGAUGCAUUGACGAAAUUACUGCCCUCAUCAUCCUCUGCUGAUGAAAUUCUGCCGACACUAAUUUAUACAUUGAUCACUUGUCCUCCCGAGGGAAUCAGCGUCAUAAGCAAUCUUCUUUUUAUACAACGCUUUCGAUCCUCGAGCAAAAUGGAUGGCGAGACUGCAUAUUGCCUGACCAAUCUCGAAGCUUCCAUCACCUUUUUGGAGAAUGUCGACCUUUCAGAACUACGUGCAGACGAAAUACAGAAUGGACAAAGAAGGGCCGACUCAGCGCCUGUUGAACAUUCUAGUCAAGACAAUUCUACGAACGAGGACGCAACUUCUUCAGUCGCUCCGUUGACUGCUUCCUCAGAACUCUCAAAGCCCAACGAUAAGAGUGCUUCAGAGACAUUACCCGAGACUCAGCCACCAGCUUCAGUCCAACAAAGGGCCUUGAAUAAUUUGUUUCAGCCUCCGUCAAGGAUGCUCGGUGCCGCUAAUGACGCCGUUCGCAACACUGCCGACCAGGGCUUAAAGAAUAUUGGCGCAUCAUUGGACGGCAGUUUCAAUUUUCUUUUUGGGCGGCUCAAGGAAAUGCAACCCGGAAGGGAUGGAAAUGGUCCAACAUUGCCUAAAACACUAGCAGAAGCCCGUCGCCUGGUUGCAUACCCAAUAUCUGGGGACGAUAAGAAUCUGGGCGAGGAAGAUAGUGCAAGCAAAGAUCCUCUUUCGACCGAUCGUCCACUCCUGAGACACUCGCACUCAAAAGCAGAAGAGACGAUUAUAGGAUUAGUUGGUGGACGCAGAGUUCCACGCGAUCGAAGUGCAGACAGCGCAAGAGCCCAAGGAAGCUCCAAGAAGUCACUAGCCGCUGCAGGAUCAACAAAAGACGAGUCCUCACCAGGCGCCUCCCAGUCUUCCAUCAUGUCACCUUCAACGCCCCUGGGGUCUGUGAGAAGCUUUAGCAACACCCUUAACCCACUCAACCACAUCCCAGGCAUGAUUAGAAACUUUGGACGCAGUGGCUCUGACAGUCCAAGCGGUGGGCAAAUGCCACCAGCUCUGCCAGAGAGGACCAAGAUGCCACCACUGGCGCAAACAUCGCGCCCUUCUAGUAGUGGUGGUCCUCCUCCUAACGUCGACCCACCGAUUCAACGUUUUCUCGAUACCCCGAAUGCCAGCGAACUUACGAUUGGUGAUGUCUCGACGUUGCUCGAGGAUUACAAGAGGCUGGCAAAUAUACUCCUUAAGCAGAAUACGAACGCCAAUUAA